GGCCGCCGCGCAGCAGCGAGGUCCUCGAGGCCGAGGUGGUGGGCGCGCCGGGCGACGCGGCCCAGCCGAGCGCGGCCCCGCCCAGCGGCACGCUCGAGGCCGUGGUCGUCGGCGGCGGCGCGGCAGGGCUGUGGCUGGCACUCCGCCUGGCCGCUGGGCGGCGCGGCGAGGCCCGGGUGCGCGUCUACGAGCGCCGCUGGGAGAGGUCCGGCUCGGCGCUGCGCUGGCGCGAGCCCACGCCUGGACAGCAGCGCGCGGAGGCGUGCCGCAGGAAGCUGCCCGCGGUGGUGCCCCCGCGCUUGUGGGCUGCGCUGCCCGCCGAGGUGCAGGAGGCCAUCUUCCCGCCCGGAGGCUACGCCGAGCAGUGGCCGAGGAUGCUGGCCGAUCAGGGCACGGAGGGCCACUUCCCCCGCACUGUCCGCCUCGGCGCGCUGGAGGAGGCCCUGCUGCGGACCUUGCAGGAGCCAGCCUGGGAGGAUGCGGUGGAGCUGAAGCCAGCCGACUACGACAGCGCGGAGCACGGGCGCGUUCUUCGGGACGACCGCUUCCAUGCAAUAGUGCUUGCGGACGGCGAUAUGGCCCUGCAGAUCCGGGACGGUGUGCUCGGGUCGUGCGAUUUUUCGAGAACCGUCCCGAGACCUGUGGACUCCGUACGGUCCGGCAGAUCGUUGGGAUUGUUCUUCGAGCUCGGUGACGCAGAUGGUACUCAUGCUGAUCGAGCCCGUCGCGGGUUGAGUGUGAUGUCCGAUACCGUACUCUCAAUGUCCCAACGUCGGUACUUGCUCAGCUGGACAGGCCCUAGCCACGGAAUGUUGCAGAUGAGAUUGACAGACGACGAGGUUCAGGAGCUGUCGCGCUUUGCCGUCGCGGACGGCAGGGUGGGCCACAAGCCCUUGAGCGCGCUCGACCUUGGCGAACUGCGUGGCAGCGCCAGCGCCGUGUGGCGCCGGGCGCUGGACGGGCUGAAGCUCCACGCCCUCCCAGAGGCCGCCGUCCACGACGCGGCCUGCCUCUCCUGCGACUUCGCGGACAGGGUCUGCUUCCGCUCCCCGGUGCUCGGCGCGGGGACGCCGGAGACCAGCACGGCGGGGGCCGUGGCCUACCUGAUCGGCGAGGCCGCGCUCGAAGGCUUGGCGGACGUGGCGCCUGGCCUCGGGCCGUCGGCUGCGCUGGAGGGCGCGGACUCCCUGGCCCGAUCGCUCGACUGUGGGGAAGGGGGGUACCAGGCUCUCAUGCUACGCUUGCGGGAAAAUCAGCGCUACGCGGCAGACUCGAAGACUGAAGCCCGUAUGAGCGCCCAGCUCACUCAGGAGGCGACGGACGUGGCUUCUGCUGGGGCCAGCGAGGCCUUCCUCUCGAGCCUGAGCUCCGCGACGGCCUCCGUGCAGGUCGAACGAUUUCCCAGCGACCGGGCGGCGGAGAUGCUGCCAAUCGGGGAGCUCCAAAGCUGUGUGCAGGGCGCUGGAUUGGACCCCGAGACGUUCCUGGUGCUCUCAUCCACGAGGCCGUGGCGGGCAGACCUGCCCCCAACCGACUCCCACAUUGCCCAUGAGGACAAGGUCACCUUCAUCGAUUACGGCGGCGAGACGACGGAAGGCAUGGCCCACGCAGCCAAGCUUUCCAAGCUGGCCAAAGUUGGGGACCCUAGAGCGCAGUGCGAGCUCGGGAUCAUGCUAUUCACUGCCGAUGGGAUCAAUCGAGACACAGCCGCCGCGUUCUCUUGGCUGACGAAGUCGGCGGAGCAAGGGAACCUGCAGGCGCAGAACUGCGUGGGCGCGAUGCUGCGGAACGGCUUCGGGUGCGCGGUGGACAAGCAGAAGGCCGCUGCUUGGUUCAAGCUCGCUGCCAAAAAAGGCGACAUGGAAGCGCAGUACAACCUGGGCGAGAUGGCACUCGAAGGCGACGGAAUGGCUUGGGAUCAGGCGAAAGCGGCCCGGUGGUUCGAGAAGGCCGUCGCGCAGGGGUUUCCGACAGCGAAGUGGCGUCUCGGCAAAAUGCUGCACACUGGCGACGGUGUUGACCAGGACAUGCCCAGGGGCCUACAACUGCUGCUGGACGCGGGGCAGGCGGGCGAGGUGGAGGCGAUGGCGGCGCUCGGGAAAAUAUACUACGACGGAGUCGGUGUCCCUGUGGACAAGGCCGCCGCGGCGAUGUGGUUCAAGCGUGGUGCUGAGCUAGAAGACGCGUGGUGCCAGCUCAUGUUCGCUGAGAUGCUGGAGGUCGGCGACUCCGUGAGGAGAGACCCGGCCAGGGCCCAGGACUGGUUCAGGCGCGCGGCAGCGAAGGGUUUGGUGGAGGCCCGUGCACGCUGCAGGGAGGACCGUGGGCUGCCUUCGCCGUCCUCCCCCUGA
Messenger RNA from Prorocentrum cordatum, 2351 nucleotides. The record is from the annotation of a GenBank genome assembly. Lineage: Eukaryota; Dinophyceae; Prorocentrales; Prorocentraceae.